Molecule: messenger RNA, 2653 nt
Organism: Cryphonectria parasitica EP155
Lineage: Eukaryota; Fungi; Ascomycota; Sordariomycetes; Diaporthales; Cryphonectriaceae
Product: acetyl-CoA synthetase-like protein
Exons: 5
Coding region: 336-2498 (720 amino acids)
Source: RefSeq, a predicted model, not a curated record
CAAAUAUUGAUCGUCACCACCUGCAGAAUAGACUCGCAGGUGGUGACAAAAAAGAAGGCCUUAGAUGAUCAUAUCUUGCAUAUUUCCAACACCUUCAUUCCAUCUCUUUCAAGCAGUUUGGCGGCAAAUCGUUGUCACUCUAUUUACAGUGCUCACCUCCAAUCUGGUCUCUCUAACAUGCUUUAAGUAGACUACGGGCUAUAAGAAGUGAGAGACAUUAUAGACUACGUCUUAUUCAUCGAGUGUUAUUUACAACAACAACUACAUCAGAUACUUUAUUACUACAUACCCAGCUCAUCUAUUCUCUUCCAUUCUCUUCUCUCCUCCCUCCUACAAUGUCCCUCCAUCCCCAGGACGCCCUCCACGCCGCCUCCCUCUCCCACCCAGAAACCUUCUGGGCUGCCCAGGCCGCCCGCCUCCACUGGCACAAGAAGCCCACGACCAUUCUCCAGAAAUACACAAAAACCCUCCCCCAGUCUGGCACCGCCCAUGACCACUGGGCGUGGUUCCCAGACGGCGACAUCUCCACCUGCUACAACUGUCUCGACCGCCAUGUCCUCGCCGGCCAGGGCCACCAGCCCGCCAUCCUGUACGACAGCCCCGUCACCUCGGACACGCGGCAGCGCAUCACCUAUGCCCAGCUGCUCGAUGACGUCCAGGUCUUCGCCUCGGUGCUGCGCGAUGAGGGCGGUGUCCAAAAGGGCGACGUGGUCCUGGUGUACAUGCCCAUGAUCCCCGCCGUCCUCACAGGUCUCCUGGCCAUCUCCCGCCUCGGCGCCCUGCACGCUGUCGUCUUUGGCGGCUUCGCCCCGCAGGCCCUCGCCCAGCGCAUCGACGCCAGCCGGCCCAAGGUCAUCCUGACAGCCUCGUGCGGCAUCGACGGGAACAAGCCGCCCAUCCCGUACCGGGAGUACCUGGAGGAGGCUGAGCGGCUGGCCACGUGGCGCACCCCCAGGACCCUCGUGUGGCAGCGCCCGCAGCUGGAGUGGCACCCUCUGCGCAAGGAGGCCGGGGAGAGGAGCUGGAACCGUCUGGUGAGGAGCGCUGCGCUGCGGGGGCGGAGGGUGACUGAGUGUGUGCCUGUAAAGGGUACCGACGGGGUCUAUGUGAUUUAUACGUCUGGCACGACGGGGUUGCCUAAAGGGGUGGUGAGGGAGGCCGGCGGGCAUGCAGUUGGGUUGGAGGUGAGCAUGCGUCAGAUGUUUGGACUGCAAGGGCCAGGAGAUGUGCUGGCCUGUUUCAGCGACAUAGGCUGGGUCGUCUCUCACAGCUACACCCUCUAUGGCCCCCUCCUGGUCGGCGCCGCCACCGUCCUCUACGAGGGCAAACCCGUCGGCACUCCCGACCCAAGCGCCUUCUGGCGCAUGGUACAAGAAUACAAAGUCAACGCCAUCUUCACUGCGCCCACCGCCCUGCGCGCCAUUCGCAGGGAUGAUCCGGACAACAAACACCUGCGCCGCAUCGGGGAGCAAGGCGGGCUCAGGUCGCUGCGGGCCCUGUUCCUGGCGGGCGAGAGGUCCGAGCCGGCAAUUGUGACCACGUACCAGGACCUCUUGGCUCGGUAUGGUGACCAGAGGCUUGUGGGCGGGGCCAGGGUGGUGGAUAAUUGGUGGAGUUCCGAGUCUGGGUCGCCCAUUUCGGGCAUCUCAAUGGCCCCUCAAGCGGUGGUGGAUUUUGAGGACAAGAGUACCACAACCGCGAAAGAGGCGAGACAAUUUCCUCCUCCUCUGGACAUCAAGCCAGGCAGUGCUGGGAAACCUAUGCCUGGCUUCGAUGUGCGCGUGGUGGACGACGAGGGCAAUGAGCUCGCCAAGGGGAAGAUGGGGAACAUCGUGCUGAAGAUGCCGCUCGCGCCGACUGCAUUCCGGACUUUGUGGGAGGAUGAGGAGAGGUUUUAUAAGGGCUAUCUGAAGAGAUUUGAGGGGAGGUGGUUGGACACGGGCGAUGCUGGAAUUGUGGAUCUGGAUGGAUAUAUUCACAUCAUGGCAAGAUCAGACGACAUCAUCAACGUGGCAGCACACAGACUGAGCACUGGCACCCUCGAACAAGCCAUCACCUCCCACCCCCACGUAACCGAAGCCUGCGUGGUAGGAAUUCCCGACCAGAUGAAAGGCCAGCUUCCCUUCGCCUUCGUCCAGACUUCCGCCUCAUGCCCCCUUGACGACUCCAAACUCCUCUCCGAGAUCCAGCAACUCGUCCGCACCCAAGUCGGUCCUAUCGCCUCCCUAGGCGGCAUGAUCCGCACCAGAUCUGGCGGCGGCGGCGGGGGCGGCGCCAAACCAAUUAUCCCCAAAACGAGAUCCGGCAAGACACUGCGGCGGGUCCUGCGCGAGCUGUUGGAGAACGGGGUGCAUGGGGAGUUUGACAAGGCUGUGAGUGUGCCCUCUACGGUGGAGGAUGCGAGCGUGGUCGACGCGGCUGCGAGGGCGGUACGGGUCUAUUUUGAGAGCAGAGGAGGGGAUGUGCAUAAGGCUAUUGAGGGGAGGGCCAAGUUGUGAUUUGGCGUUAGGGGAAUUGAAUGAAUGCUUGUGUGUGUGUAUCAAUGUCUCUUGUUGUUUGAGACAUGAUUCUAUAGCCACAUAGCCCAGAUAAAUAGUAAUCUGGUCUCAAGAGUUAAAAAAUAAAAAUAAGGUAUUCAAGGUAUCUAUAUUCG